Molecule: messenger RNA, 1604 nt
Organism: Magnolia sinica
Lineage: Eukaryota; Viridiplantae; Streptophyta; Magnoliopsida; Magnoliales; Magnoliaceae
Product: disease resistance protein RPM1-like
Exons: 2
Coding region: 69-1604 (511 amino acids)
Biological process (GO): defense response to other organism
Molecular function (GO): ADP binding
Source: RefSeq, a predicted model, not a curated record
UAUUAUUUGGUGCAUUUUCUUCCCCUUCUUCUGAACUGUGGAGAGAGAGACAAAAACGAGAAAUUGCGAUGGCAGAGAGUGUUGUUAAAUUCUUGUUAGAAAACUUAAGUGCCCUUCUAAAAGAAGAAGCAUCUCUACUAAAAGGAGUACGCAAGGAAGUUAAAGAAAUCGAGACGGAACUUAAUAGAAUGCGAGCAUUGUUGAGGGAUGCUGAUAGAAGAAAGGAUAGCAAUGAAGAAACGAAAACAUGGGUGGGAGAAGUAAGAGACACUGCGCAUGAUGUGGAGGAUAUCAUCGACGAGUUCUUGCAUCGCAUGGACAGGCCACGACGAGGUGGAUUCCAGGGUUUUCUCGUUGACACUAUCUAUAUCCCUAAGAAUAUCAGCGACAGGCAUCAGUUCGCCAGGCGACUUCAAGAAACCAAGGUUAAUGUUCAGAAUAUUUUUCAGCGAAGACCCAGCCAAAUAGAAGAAGUUGCCAGAUCCUCUGAUGUUAGCGAACUGUGGCGACGUGAUGUAGAAACUUCUGUUUUCAAAUCGGAAAAUGACAUUGUGGGGAUGACGAAAGAAAUAGAUUUGAUAGACGGAUGGUUAGUGGAGGAAGAAAAACGGCGCACGGUGAUUUCAGUGACAGGGAUGGGUGGGGUGGGCAAAACCACUCUUGUCGCUAAAACCUACAAGAAUCAACAAGUAAAGAAGCACUUCGACUGCUACGCAUGUGUUUCUGUCUCGCAGUCUCUUAGAAUUGAUGAGCUACUACGAAGCAUCAUAAAACAAUUACUUGAGGCUAAGAAAGAUGUUGUUCCAAAUGACUUAGCCACCAAAGACGCUGGCGAGUUGAGGCGGAUGGUUAGAGGACUUCUCGACUCAAAAAAGUACCUCAUUAUCUUGGAUGAUGUCUGGACUAUGAAUGAUUGGAAUAAAGUAAAUGUCAUAUUUUCAGAUUGUGGAUGUGGAAGUAGGUUAGUAGUUACUACGAGAGACUUUAAUGUGGCAUCUGCCGCAGGAGAGGGAAGACGUGUCUGCAAGCUUCAGCUUCUAGAUCAAGAAGAGGCCUGGGUGCUCUUCUGUAAGAAGGCAUUUCCGAAUGAACCCUGUCCUUUAGAGCUUGAGCCAUUGGCUCGAUCUAUAGUAGAAAACUGUGAAGGCUUGCCACUUGCUAUUAUUGCCAUGGGCGGCCUCCUGUCAUUGAGAGACAAGACUGCAUUGGAAUGGAAUCGAAUCUACAAAAACCUGAGCUGGCAGUUGACAAACAAUCAAAUGCUGGAACCAGUAAAGCGCAUCCUGUUGCUUAGCUUCUAUGAUCUACCAUACCGCCUUAAGCACUGUUUCCUCUAUUGUUGCAUGUUUCCGGAAGAUUAUUUAAUUAAACGCAAGCGGCUGAUUAGGUUAUGGGUGGCAGAGGGUUUUGUGGAGGAGACGAGUAAAAUUACAAUGGAGGAGGCGGCAGAAGACUAUCUGAAGGAACUCAUCCAUCGAAACGUAAUUCAGGUUGUUGAGACAAACGAGUUUGGAAGGUUGAAAGUUUGUCGAAUGCACGAUAUUGUGCGUGAAGUGGCAUUAUCAGUUAAGUCACGAAGAAAAGUUCUGCACGACGUACGAUGA